AAGAACGGAACACGUGCCUGAUGUCAACAAAUGUUGAUGAGGUAGGCUUGGUUCAGUGUGGUUCCUGCUCCUAGAGUGAAACUGUCGACUGAAUAUGACAGCAAGAUGUCGGAGGACGAGCCUGAAGAUUUGACAGCCGCGAUCAAACAACAGUUUCUGUAUUUGGCCAGCGAGGCGAGAGAGUUGUACUUGGACAGUGAAGUCCCACUGCUGACCUCGCCGCCAACACCGCUGACCUUCUAUCGACAGUAUGUGGCUCCCAACAAGCCUGUCCUGAUCAGAGGCCUCACUGACCACUGGCCAGCCCUGUCCAAGUGGUCACCCGAUUAUUUCAGGAAGACAAUUGGGGAGCUGGAAGUGACGGUCACGGCGACGCCCAAUGGCUACGCCGACGCUGUGACAGAGGGGAAGUUUGUGAUGCCCGAGGAACAACGGAUGACGAUGUCGGAGUUCCUUGAUCAUCUCGAUAAGGGGGACAACUCUGCCGAGGUGUACUACAUCCAGAAACAGAACUCCAACUUGACAGAGGAGUUCACCUCCAUCAUUUCUGAUGUAGAACCCAACCUGAAACUGGGCAGUGAGGCGUUUGGGAGAUGUCCUGAUGCUGUGAACUUCUGGAUGGGGGAUGGUCGAGCUAUCACCUCCAUGCACAGAGACCACUAUGAGAACCUGUACUGUGUCGUGUCUGGAUGGAAGAAAUUUAUCCUCAUUCCUCCAACAGACGUGCCGUUCAUUCCAUAUGGGGAAUACCAGGCUGCUGCAUACAGCACAGACGAUGACGGCAACUUCCACAUCGUAGACGACGAGGAGGCAGGGCAGGUCCCCUGGAUCUCCAUCGACCCGCUGAAUCCAGACCUGAAGAAAUAUCCACAGUACGCAUCUGCACGUCCCAUCGAGGUGGUGGUGCAGGCGGGAGAGACGCUGUACCUGCCGUCGCUCUGGUUCCACCACGUCCAGCAGUCACAUGCAUGUAUAGCCGUGAACUACUGGUACGACAUGGACUUUGACAUCAGGUACAACUACUUCAAGUUUGUGGAGAAGGUGAAGGAAAUAGUCAGCUGACUCUCAUCACAGGAUAGAAGAGGCGUUUUUAUAUUCUUGUUAAUACAAAUAUGUAUUGUAUCUGUCUCUCUGCAUGGAUUAGGUGCAUGAUAGGAUUUGUUCAGUCACAUUAACUUGUGAUAUGUAUGUGUGAUAUCAUUGUUCAGUCUCAUUACAUUCAGAUGUGGUUAGAGUAGGUCUUCAGCAACCCAUACAUGCUGUAAAAGGUGACUAUGCUUGUCGUAAGAGGCGACUAACAGGAUCGGGUGGUCAGGCUCGCUGACUUGGUUGAUGCAUGUCAUCAUAUCCCA
Molecule: messenger RNA, 1352 nt
Organism: Haliotis rufescens (red abalone)
Lineage: Eukaryota; Metazoa; Mollusca; Gastropoda; Lepetellida; Haliotidae
Product: bifunctional peptidase and (3S)-lysyl hydroxylase Jmjd7-like
Exons: 8
Coding region: 106-1062 (318 amino acids)
Molecular function (GO): 2-oxoglutarate-dependent dioxygenase activity
Source: RefSeq, a predicted model, not a curated record